Monopterus albus (swamp eel) is the source of this 2936-nucleotide messenger RNA. RefSeq names its product acid phosphatase 6, lysophosphatidic (gene acp6). Gene Ontology annotation, molecular function: lysophosphatidic acid phosphatase activity. Bases 392 to 1666 code for a protein of 424 amino acids. Gene Ontology annotation, cellular component: mitochondrion. Lineage: Eukaryota; Metazoa; Chordata; Actinopteri; Synbranchiformes; Synbranchidae. The record is from RefSeq and is a predicted model, not a curated record. The transcript has 11 exons. Gene Ontology annotation, biological process: lysobisphosphatidic acid metabolic process; dephosphorylation.
GUGAAAGCGAGCUACUCUGUCGUGGUAUAUUUAGCUAAGUUAACAGCUGAGACGGAUGAUUACACUUGGUGUCAUCAUGCUGUGGUGCAACCAACGUUACUGUUAGCUAAUUGUGAAAUAGUUAUUGGUAACUGUGUGGCAAGUACUUUUUUUUCUUAACGUGCUUUGUGUUGAAACCGGUGAAGCAGCAAGAACAUUUAUUUGGGAGUUUUAUAGCAUAACUGGGCCACAUGAACCUCAUACAUUUAAUGAAGAAUGAAAUGUUACUUCUCUGGUAUUAGCUCGUUGCAGCAGCCGGUGCUAAGAUUUGAGGGUUUUCUUGCUGAUCUGCUUUUUCUGUAGAUACUUCGUCAACCACCACAUCAGUUUUAUCAGUUAACAAAGUGAGGCCAUGAGGAAUCUUUGGACCAAAGCGGGUGUUUUAGGCUCUGUGUCAAUAGCCUUUGGUUCACUGCUGUGGUCUCAGAAGAAGACUGACUCAGACCAGGUUGCUUCCAGUUGCUCCCAUGAUGAAACAAUUCCCAGUUGUCCCUAUGAACUAAAACUGGUCCAAGUCUUGUUUCGACACGGUGCUCGAACACCGCUUAAGUCUAUACCUGAUGUGAUGGAGGCUCAGUGGGUGCCAACUCUUUUGGAGCCCCCAGCACACACCCACAUGAACUAUGUAGUGACAGAUCUUCAUGGUGGUCCCAGGCCUCCAUCUCCUGUUGAAGACAGCUAUCGGAGAAACGUGCUCUCUGGUGGCACAUUCCCCGGUCAGCUGACCACAGUGGGCAUGCAGCAGCUGUACGAGCUGGGUACAAUGCUAAGGAGGAGAUACAUUGAGGAGAGACCCUUCCUCAGCUCCAGCUUUAGCCCAGCUGAGGUCUAUGUGCGGUCCACUAACAUUAUGAGGACCAUUGAAUCUGCCAAGUGCUUGAUUGCAGGGCUCUUCCAGCAAAAACAAAAAGAAACCGUGCAUAUCUUAACAACGGAGGCAGAGUCUGAAAUUCUCUAUCCUAACUAUUAUGGAUGCAAGCUGCUCAAAAUCCAGUGCAGCCACCGCUGGGCAGAGUCGUCCACUCUGCCAGACAUUGCAACCGACCUGCAGAGCAUCCAGAACACAUUGGGCAUCACUGCUCACCAGCAUGUCGACUUCAUCCUCAUUAGGGAUGACAUGGUUGCCAGAGAGACCCACGGCCUGCCUUGCCCUCUAGUGCUGGACACUUGGAGGAAUAAAGUGGAGCAGAGAGCUGUGGACAUGAUCUGCCACAUCUUUGAACCCAGCAAGAGGGAGAAUUUGAGGCUGUGUGUGGGACCGCUCCUGCACACAUUGUUAGCCAACACUGAGGAGAAACUACAGAGCACCUCAUCAGAGUCAAAGAGGAAGUUGUUUUUGUACUCUGUACACGACACCACCUUGAUGCCCUGUCUAAUGGCUCUGGGCAUUUUUGACAUGAGAUGGCCACCAUAUGCAGCUGAUCUCACGCUGGAACUGUACCAACACCGACAGACCAACGAGGCCUUCGUCAAAGUGUCAUACGUAGGCCAGGAUCAACAUAUUCCAGGUUGCAGUGGAGUCUACUGCCCUCUGCAGGAGUUCAAACAGGCCCUGUCAGCGUAUUCACUGAGCUCUGACCUCUACCAGUCACUUUGUAACAGCACAGAAGGCCUGACCGAGCCCUGAACCCCAAACACUCUGAGCCACAUAGCAUGUUUUUUUUUUAGCCCUCAGUUCUCAGUCCAUCCAGCCAUUAUACCUCGCUGUCUGAUUACAGCAGGGGAAAGUCCAGGGUUACAUCUUUGACUUAAUUUCAUAAUUCUUCAUCUCUGUGUAACCAUGGCAGUAAAAUCUAAUGCAAUGAUUAUAGAAUAGAAUGAAUUAUAUGGCCAAGUAUGUUUUUUACGGCACAUUGACAAGUGUAUGUGCAGAAUGAGUUUGGUAUGCUCGAUAGCAAAUGUUCAGUGCACAGGUUUCCUUUUAGAUACACUUGAUUUGUUUGCCUUAGUGAUGAAGAGUGGUGUUAUUGUCAACAAAUUCCAAAAGAUUAAAAACCAAACACGUUUGCCUCUCUCUCUCAGUACCUUCGGAACUGUUUAGACACAUACAUACAAAAAUACACAGUUUCAUCUUAAGUCUAAUUUCCUAAAAUGACUGGACUAGUUUUAGCAAGCAGUAAAAAAACAACAAAAAAAAAAAACCUGUGCAUUUGUUGGUGACUAUUUUCAGUUGCAGAUUAAUACAAAUUUCUAGUGUGUAUUUAUGGCACCGGGACAUGUAUGGCACAGAGGAAUAAACUAAAUCAUGCUUUGCCAAAAUCAGUAAUCCUUGUUAACACGUUGAAUUCAUCGGUGGCUUUGCUCUUUUAGGGAUUUGUUGACAAGAAAAAUACAGGACAGUAUCGGCUUUUUUUUUUUUUUUUUUUUUUUUUUUGGUUCUAAGCAGAAACUGUUGGAGUUAAAUCUUGGACUAAAAUAUGGAUAUCUUAAUAGUUGGUAAAUGUGGUAUAACAGCCUGAACCUGUUUAUAUGUGGUUAUUCUGCCAAUUUGGUUGUUUUCCUAACCAGAUCUUUCAUAUUCAGUCAUUUCACUCAGUGGAAUACUAAGCAUUUCAUGUACUGUAUCUAUUAACAAAGGAGUGCAGAAAGUGUGGACUGUACAUUACAACUCGGAGAAUGGGCAUUCUUCUGCAAAACAGUUUUAAGAGUGUGUUUUUAGGUUGUUGCCUUGUGAGGAUUUCUUCAUAGCAUCAGAUCACAGUAUAACGUAUGCAUGCCCAUUAACUUGAGUGUUACAACAACACAAAUUAUACCAUAGGUGCUGCUUAAAAUGUAAAAUUUGGACUGGUGAGGCAGAAAUAAAUAUUUUCAAUGGUAGGUCUUUUUUGGGGGGUGGGGUGCUUAUGUCACAGCAACAGCUGUUAUUUAUAUCUGCCAAAUAAAUGCUGUUUCCAAAA